AAAAUCCGCCAUAUUGAGCUCAGCGGAAUGCGCUGGCAGGGGAGAGAAUAUCCACAACAUUGAAAAUAGGUAAAGGAGAUAUAGGGCAGACAGAUGACACAGACUGUCCAGACAAAUGGGGUGCAACCCCUUAGCAAGACCUGGGAGCUCAGUCUCUAUGAAUUACAGAGAAGUCCUCAGGAAGCCAUCACAGAUGGUCUGGAGAUAGCCGUGUCUCCACGCAGCUUGCACAGUGAGCUCAUGUGUCCCAUCUGCCUGGACAUGCUGAAAAACACCAUGACCACCAAGGAAUGCCUACAUCGCUUCUGCGCAGACUGCAUCAUCACUGCUCUCAGAUCAGGGAAUAAGGAGUGUCCAACAUGCAGAAAGAAGCUGGUGUCUAAGCGAUCCCUCCGUCCAGAUCCCAACUUUGACGCCCUGAUCAGUAAGAUCUACCCCAGCAGAGACGAGUACGAGGCACACCAGGAGAGAGUGAUGGCCCGCAUCAGCAAAAACCACAACCCACUUGUACUCAACCACAGUAUUGAGGAAGGCCUAAAAAUCCAAGCCAUGAACAGAUUACAACGGGGGAAGAAGCACCAGAUUGAGACUGGCAGUGGGGCAGAUGACAAUGGGGACAGCUCACACUGCAGCAAUGCAUCAGUGCACAGUAACCAAGAGGCCGGGCCAAGCAUCAAACGAACCAAAACUUCAGACGACUCUGGUCUAGACAUGGACAAUGCCACAGAGAAUGGAGGAGGAGACAUGGCCUUGGACGGAGCCAGUGAGAUUGAGCUGGUGUUCCGCCCACACCCAACGCUGAUGGAGAAAGAAGAUGCUGCACUAACAAGAUACAUCAAAACUUCAGGGAAUGCAACAGUGGACCACCUCUCUAAGUACCUAGCCGUCAGACUGGCCCUGGAGGAGUUGCGCAAGAAUGGAGAGGCAAGCCCCAUCAACGUAGAUGCAGCCAGUGAAAAACAGUACACCAUCUACAUUCCCACAGCCAACAACCAGUUUACGGUCCUGAAUGGCUCCUUCUCCCUGGAGCUGGUGAGCGAGAAGUACUGGAAAGUCAACAAGCCUAUGGAGUUGUACUUUGCCCCAACAAAGGAGCACAAAUAAAUUCAGCAAGACAUGAAGGCCCAAGCAAGUCCAGGACAGACUGAUGGUUCGUCCUCUCUUCUCUCUCCCUCUUUCUAUCUUUUUUUCGCUGUUCCUCCUCGUCUGGAGAAUAAUAUUUUCUGGGGCCCCAGGUCCUCAAUAACUGUGGCUGCUUGGUUUGUUUUUUAAUUGUCUUUUUGAAUGGGAACGAGACCAAGGUUGAUCCAUGUGAAUAUGGUGGGAAGGCCAUGGGAGUCAAACCAGUGUGUGGAUUAAUUUUCCUCCUACAUCCUUUCAAUUGACAAUCAUUUAAUUGAUAUAUGUUGAGGCCUUUCAUCAAGAGGACACUGACAUUGCCUUCAACAUCUGCAAUCAUGACAUUGAGGAAUUAUUACUGAGUGCUUCAUGAAAGACGCCGUUUUUGGAAGAUGGAUGUGUCCUUGAUAUCAAACUAGACUGACUUUCAUUAAGCUGUAAGAGAUUUUAAGUACAACUUCUGUAGCAGCAACAAUUGUUGACUAACAUGAUUGCAUUUUCCACUGUGUACCAGUACGUGACGAGAGAACGCGAUGGCUUAUGUCAUGCGACUGUCUUUUCACUAGUUUGUACUACUGUGUUGGUCGAUCAUGUUACAUCAGGUGUUUUGGGGAUUGUACAUACUACACCACUUUAUAGUAUGCCUGGGUGAACUACCUGGAAAAUGUAAAGCUACACCAAUAUGACGGCUGUUAUGCGACUACAAAUUGAAAGAACUUAAGCUGUCAGUUGUACAUGAAGAUGGUCCCUGUUUCGAUAGUCAUAUUUCAUUGGAGGCAACUUUUUAGAGCAUGAAGUACUUUUAGUUUGACAUCCUUGACAUACUUAUGAGUUCAUGUUGUUUUUUUGAAAGAAAAAAAAUGUAUACAGCAUUUGUUGUUUGGAAAAUAAAAAACAAAACAAAUUAUGGUGUC
Molecule: messenger RNA, 2033 nt
Organism: Xyrauchen texanus (razorback sucker)
Lineage: Eukaryota; Metazoa; Chordata; Actinopteri; Cypriniformes; Catostomidae
Product: E3 ubiquitin-protein ligase RING2-like
Exons: 7
Coding region: 94-1104 (336 amino acids)
Cellular component (GO): PcG protein complex; ubiquitin ligase complex
Molecular function (GO): ubiquitin protein ligase activity; chromatin binding
Source: RefSeq, a predicted model, not a curated record